Messenger RNA from Alosa alosa (allis shad), 3669 nucleotides. It is a transcript of the gene agbl2, whose product is annotated as AGBL carboxypeptidase 2. The record is from RefSeq and is a predicted model, not a curated record. Lineage: Eukaryota; Metazoa; Chordata; Actinopteri; Clupeiformes; Clupeidae. Gene Ontology annotation, biological process: proteolysis. Gene Ontology annotation, molecular function: zinc ion binding; metallocarboxypeptidase activity.
UUCUGUUGAGGUGAACUGAGGGGUAGAUUCUAGACGUUCAAUCUGGUAGCAACUUUAAAAUUAAAACAACGGAGUUGGUAGUAUCCAGUAAACUUCAUAUUUGGACUAUUGAAGGCACCUUAAAUGCGGAAGCUUAGAGUUUUGGAACUCAGACAAUGCUGCAUCGCCAUAGCAAGCUAAAGUUAUCAACCUUUUUUCAAUGGUACCCAAAGUUAACGUUAAAGAGUUGAGUUGGCUUUAGGACAUUUGGGUCAUGCAAAAGUUGUUAGCUGCUAAUUUGCAACAGAUCGUCCGUCAGGUAUAACUUUACCUUUGCAAACGAGGAUGAAUCCCGCGUCGGAACCGGAUUCUUCAAUGCAGACCUCUGAUGAUGCAUACGACAAAUUCAUUUUACGACACCUUCAGCACUACGGUCUGUUUACCGGUAGGGUUACCUGUCCUCCUCAGACCAGUGCUCCAUCCUAUGACAGAUGGGCAGUUAGUCAAGACUGUCAGUCUGACACCCAUUCAACUGACAGCCCGGACUCCAAUUCAGGGGAUGAACUAGAUACAGAAAAAACAUUCCCCUUGCGUCUGCCCAAGACUCUCAGGACUAGGCAGCUGCUGAUUGAUUUUGAUGGGGGUCGCCCCAUUCCUCGUCUCCGGGAGCCUCGUGAUCUCUUCGCCAUUCCAUCCUGCUCCAGUCCAUUUCAGGGUGUGCGCUGGCCUGUUGAGUGUGAAGUCACUGUUGGACACAUCUACCACACAGAAUGGGACCCACCAAAGGCAGAGCCUUUCUACCAGUGUACUGGUCACGAAAGGACACCAAUGACCGUAGGAGAGGAGAAAGGAAAUUUAGUUUAUUUAAUCAAUCCAGCUACAAAGACGGCUCACUUCACAUGCUCCCGUGUGGGAGGCAGCCAGGGCCCUAUAAAGGACGUCCACUGUUCCAGCAGCCAGGAGCCUCCCCUGGCCUUUGAGUCCCGCUUUGAGAGUGGCAACCUUCAGAAAGCAGUGCAGGUAGAUGUCCAUGACUACGAGCUCACACUUCGGCACGAUCUCUACACUACUAAGCACACACAGUGGUUCUACUUUCGGGUGCAGAACAUGAAAGCUGCCAUUACUUACCGCUUCACCAUCAUCAACCUGCUCAAGUCUAGUAGCCUGUACUGCUCAGGCAUGCGUCCACUCCUGUACUCAGAGCAGUCUGCGAGGGAGCAUGGCCAAGGAUGGACCCGAACAGGGGCCAGCAUCAAGUACUACCGCAACAAUCGGGAGCAGGAUGGCCGACCUCUGUACUCCCUGACCUGGACCUUGGAGUUCCCAUAUGAGGGGGACACGUGCUAUUUGGCACACUGCUACCCUUAUACCUACUCAGACCUCCAGCGCUAUUUGUGUAGCGUGAUGCGGCAGCCAAGCAAAACGGCCUGCUGCAAGCUGCGGGUGUUGUGCCGUAGCCUGGCAGGAAACCCGGUCUAUGUGCUGACCAUCACGGCCCCAGGCGGCAGCUUGGGUGAGAGACACGUUAAGCAGGCUGUUGUGGUGACAGCGAGGGUUCACCCAGGAGAGACCAACAGCUCGUGGAUAAUGCAGGGCUUCCUCGACUUCCUUCUUGGUGACUCUCCUGAUGCCUGUUUGCUUCGAGAGAUGUUUGUCUUCAAGGUAGUGCCCAUGCUCAACCCUGAUGGAGUGGUGGUGGGGAACUACCGCUGCUCACUGGCUGGCCGUGACCUCAACCGCAACUAUCGCACACUGCUGCAGGAGUCCUUCCCCUGUGUUUGGCAUACUCGCAAUAUGGUGAAAAGGCUGCUGUCAGAAAGAGAAGUUGUACUGUACUGUGACCUUCAUGGACACAGCAGGAAAAACAAUGUCUUCAUGUAUGGCUGUGACAGUAGGAGCAGUAGCUCAGUAAACCUCCAGGAAAGGGUCUUCCCUCUGAUGAUGAGCAAGAAUGCUCAUGACAAGUUCUCUUUCAGGAGUUGUAAGUUUAAAGUUCAGAAAAGCAAAGAAGGCACUGGCCGCAUUGUCAUGUGGAAGCUUGGAAUUAGAAACAGCUAUACCAUGGAGUCAACCUUUGGUGGCUCCACACUUGGUAAUAGGACAGGUACACAUUUCACCACUCAAGACCUGAAGUCAAUAGGGUAUUACCUUUGCGACACACUGUUGGACUACUGUGACCCAGAUACAACCAAGACAAACCAGUGUCUAGCUGAGCUGAGUGCCUUGCUGAGGCUGGAGAUCAGAAGGAGGCUUGGUCAGGAUUUGGACUCCAGCUUAUCCCUUGGUGGUGUCUCAGUCUCUGACAUUGAAUCUAGCACCAGCGGCUCUAACAGUUCAGAGUCAGAUGGCCCCCCAGUUCACCUAAUGAAUACCCCAGACCAGCCACAGAAAAGGCACCUCCGAAGUCGUAAGGAAAGAGAUCGGCUGCAUCACAGUCUAGGACGCAAGACGAUAUCUAAGGCUGUCCAAAAAAACACAGAAUCUCCACCCUGCAGUGUGCCUGUGAAAAAGGCUCAGGAUACUUUGGCCAUGGUGAAAGAGACAGAAACCAGACAGAUGGAGGCUGAGACAACACACGACUUGUGCAGAGGUGGAGCAACUGGGGAUGAGGCUGCGCCCUCUGUCCCACGUCGCCCAGUCAGCGUUGGUGCUGUAAAGCAGUCUGGAGUUAAGGACAGGCAGUUACAGUCAAUGCAUCUGUCUGCCAUGACGCUCUGCCCCCGAGUUAAAGCCCACCAAGGAAAGCCUCGACAUUAUACUCUCCCAGCACAUAGGGUGGUCCCAGAGAGCAUGCCCAGCAGCUGGCUGGGGACCUGCAGGUCGGUUUGUUUCUACUUGGCCAGAUCUCAGCGCCAGAUACCUCCCUGCAAUAAACACAGGACUGUAGCCAAAGUCUCCAUCAGAUACUACUUACCUGAGUCAGGACCAGCCAUCAACUCCAUCCGUCAGAGGGGAAAACACGGGACAGGUCAAGAAAAUGAUACUAUGGGUCUCUCCCAGUCUACGACUGUGAAGAAUGGUGACAAAGACUUAAAUAUGACAAAGACCCAUGAAGCUGCCAGCAGUAAACCUAAAAUAUGCAGCAGCACUUUCCUUCCUGAUUUGCACUGCAUGGACAUUUAUGGUAAAAGCCAUGGUCAACCGCCAGGUGACCAGGCAGGAUUGGGUAUGAUCAAGCUGGACACAGGAAAAUUAACAGAACUGAGGGGAAGCAUCGGUCAGAACAUUCCAAGGAUGGUCCCAGCACCAUCUGAGAAAAGGUUUACCUUAAGACCUCUGGCAGAUGACCAUAAGACAUGUCUGUUAUCGCAGGUGACUCUACAGGUCUCUUCCCCUGACACAUCUGCAGAGUGUGACAUACCCUAUAAACCGGACAAAAACGGAGAACAGCCACUUCCUAAGGAACUUUUUGCAGCACAGAUAGACAAAGUUGUUAAGUACUGAGUUGAUGAUCAAGUUUGCCAGCAUGGUCUAUCUUCAGUGUACAUCUCAGUCCUACUGGUACUUUAGGUAAGGGUGGCACAGAUGCAUGUGUGUUGGUAUUGCCUUUACCCAGACACAAAUUGGAGCAGGUAGAUUUUAUUUUAUUUUAUAAUUUGGGUAAAUGCACAUUUGUAUAUACAUACUAAUGCACAAUUAGUAUUAGUAAUACACAGGACUUGUUUGUUGAGGUAUGCAGUAGACUAUACU